Messenger RNA from Pyrenophora tritici-repentis Pt-1C-BFP, 1224 nucleotides. RefSeq lists its product as uncharacterized. The record is from RefSeq and is a predicted model, not a curated record. Gene Ontology annotation, biological process: GDP-mannose biosynthetic process. Gene Ontology annotation, molecular function: zinc ion binding; mannose-6-phosphate isomerase activity. Gene Ontology annotation, cellular component: cytosol. NCBI's taxonomy places the organism in Eukaryota, Fungi, Ascomycota, Dothideomycetes, Pleosporales, Pleosporaceae.
AUGGUCGAAAAGGUCCUACAACUGAAGUGCAACUGCAACCAGUACCCAUGGGGAAAGCAGGGCUCCAAGUCGCUGGCCGCAAGCCUGUGUGAGAAGACACCAGGUACUGACUUCAAGAUUGACGAGAACACCAGCUAUGCUGAGAUGUGGAUGGGCACUUACCCAGAGCUUCCCUCAUAUGUCUUGGAAACUGGCGCGGACCUACAGAAAGUUAUCGAUGAGCACCCAGACGAGCUUCUCGGAAAGAAGGUUGCCGAGAAAUUCAACCACACAAAGCUGCCAUAUCUCCCAAAGGUCUUGUCGAUAGCAAAGGCCCUACCUCUGCAGCUACACCCGAACAAAUCUCUGGCUUCCAAGUUACAUGAGAAGAACCCGGACCAAUUCACAGACCCGAACCACAAGCCGGAAAUUGCGCUCGCUCUUGGUGACUUUGAAGCCUUCUGUGGUUUCAAGCCGCUCAAGGAUAUCGAGCGUCUGAUGCAGCUUCCCCCACUCCAAGCCUUUCUCCCCGAAGUAAAGAAGCCUGAAUUCGAUGACCAGCAACUCAAGCAUGUUGUCAAGGCCAUGCUCAUGGCAUCCGAGGACGCUGUACGCAAGACAAACCAUGCAUUGGCAAAGAUUUCCAAGGAGCAAUUCGGCGAGUUCAGCUACAUUCCCGACUUGAUUCCUCGUCUGGCAGAGCAGUACGACAAGGCCGAUAAUGGAACGCUUGUUGCUCUCAUCACCAUGAACUACCUCCAACUCAAGGCUGGCGACAGCAUCUACAUCCCCGCCGACGGCAUCCAUGCCUACCUCUCCGGAGACAUUAUCGAAUGCAUGGCCCGAUCCAACAACGUCUUGAACACAGGUUUCUGCCCGCGUGCCGACCGCGACAACGUUGACAUGUUCUGUUCCGUCCUGACCUUCACACCACAUGACGCAAAGGAAGCCAUUCUUCCACCCCAAGCCUUCGACGGCAGCAAAAACGGCAAGACGCAGCUUUACGCCCCUCCUCUUAGCGAGUUCAGCAUGCUAGCCACCACCAUGAGCGAUGGCGAUUCCGAAACCAUCCGGGCCAUGGGUGGUCCCAGCGUCAUGAUCGUAACCGAAGGGGAAGGCACCAUGAAGGGCGACGGCAAGGAACAUAAGCUAGGCGCCGGCUACAUCUUCUUCAUCGCUCCAGGUGUAGAGCUGGAAUUUAAGGCUACCAAGCAGCUCAAGGCCUUUACGGCUUUUGUAGAGUAA